This is a messenger RNA of Lasiosphaeria miniovina, 1237 nucleotides long. RefSeq lists its product as uncharacterized. Gene Ontology annotation, biological process: nuclear-transcribed mRNA catabolic process; P-body assembly; mRNA splicing, via spliceosome. Gene Ontology annotation, molecular function: U6 snRNA binding. NCBI's taxonomy places the organism in Eukaryota, Fungi, Ascomycota, Sordariomycetes, Sordariales, Lasiosphaeriaceae. The coding region runs from base 200 to 826 and encodes 208 amino acids. The record is from RefSeq and is a predicted model, not a curated record. Gene Ontology annotation, cellular component: U6 snRNP; P-body; spliceosomal tri-snRNP complex. The transcript is spliced from 3 exons.
CCCUCAGCUCAGCUCAGCUCAGCCUUGCAUCGAAGACACGGUCAAUCGCGACGCAAGUGGUUCCAUUCCUGGGGAACGUACCACAGUAGCUCUCUCUCACCACUGCAGCAGGACCGCCACCCAAAGAGACUCCCGCAGCGCCCAGCUCGCCAAACACAGCGACAACACCAGCGCGGGACGCGGAUCCUUUUUUGUAAAAAUGCUACCCCUCGGCCUUUUGAACGCGGCCCAAGGCCACCCCAUGCUGGUCGAGCUGAAGAAUGGCGAGACGCUGAACGGACACCUGGUCCUGUGCGACACAUGGAUGAACCUCACCCUGCGAGAGGUCACCCAGACCAGCCCGGAGGGCAAUAAAUUCAUGCGACUGCCGGAGGUCUACGUCAAGGGAAACAAUGUACGUUCUGUCUACGGAAAGGAGGGGGCCGGCACCAUGUCGAGUCUGUUUCUGCCACAGUUGGGACCAAGGGAACUAAUGCCUGGGGGACGGCUCUGUCACAGAUCAAGUACCUGCGCGUUCCGGGCGACGUCCUCGAAAUUGCAAAGGACCAACAACAGAACCAGGGCGGCGGCUACCGAGGCGGGCGUGGCGGAGGACAGGCUAGAGGCGACCACGGCGGACGCGGCGGCGGAGACCGCGGACGCGGCGGCCGCGGACAGGGGAGAGGAGGACGCGGCGGCGGUCGCGGCGGCGGUCGCGGCGCGUGAGUGGGCGUUCCCGGUGCGAGUCUUGUCAAUUGGGCGCGCAGCGAAUCCACGGGACAAUGAAUGGGUGGACGAGAUGGAACGGACCUACGUGUCGUGGUCUGUCUCUCAUCUCUCUCGGUAACUUCUUUGCAUAUCUACCGCCGUUUGGGCCGACAGUCUGGCCUUUUUGUGUACGGGGCUGCCUAUGAUAGCGGCACUGACGGAGACUACCGGGGGGGUGCAUCGUGGUUCCUCCGGUCGAUCAGGUGAAGCGGUGCUCGAGAGAGAGAGCUGCUUGCUUGGGCGUGGUCUACACUACGUACAUACCUACUCAGAUGGCGCUAGGGUUUGGGGUUGCCGUUACCCGCAGUCUUUAUAGCAUUUGGCGGGCAGUGGGAAGACUAAAAGUAAUAAAGUAGACGCUAACAACGGAAACCGUAGAACACCUAUGUUUCGGUCUACAGUUAGCCCAAUGCAAUAUGGAUACCCCUGAUAUUGAUCUCUUCCAGUCAUUCGUGUCUGUUGAAUUUCACACGUGUAUUCUGUCUGUACC